UGCGUCGGCUCUUUCAUUUGUCAUAUGUAUUUAACAUGAUGAGUUCGCCAUUAGAUUCAUUGGCUCUCGGCCUUGUUGUCAAAAUACCCUCCGCGCCGCAAAAACUCGAGUAGGCAUCAAGAGCAAAUCAAACAGCACUACCCGCCGUGUCGGAAGCAAGAUACUGUAGUUUCAGUUUUGGGCAAGGGCCAAUACAUAAACGGCAAGCAGAAAUAAUGUCCGAGCCGAAUCUGUCAGGCUCGCCGCCAUCCGCUCGUGUUCGGCUCCGCGAUCUCGUCCCGGGCAUUCAGGUUGGGGCUUGGCCAACAGGGCCCAAGAAUGGCAUCACCGAUGUCCCUGGAGUGCUCGUCCAUACGAAAUCUAUCCACACCCCUGAUGGAGCUGUCAACACCGGAUUGACUACCAUUCUCCCUCGCAAAGAUUGGUUCCACAACGCAUGCCAUGCAGGCAUCUUCCGCUACAACGGCUCAGGAGAGCUGACGGGUAGCCACUGGAUUGAGGAGACGGGUCUCCUCCACAGCCCAAUCGUCUUAACAAACAGUUUUGCUGUAGGCAACUGUAAUACUGGUAUCUACCAGUAUGCCAUUGAAGAGUACAGCGGAGCCGAUGGAAGUGUAGAUUGGUUUCUCAUGCCUGUCGUGGGCGAAACUUAUGACGGCUAUCUCAACGACCUUACCAAGUUUGUAGUAACGCCGCAACAUGUCGUCGACGGCAUCAAGGCAGCCUCUGCAGAUCCAGUUCUAGAGGGCAACACUGGUGGUGGCACGGGCAUGAUGUGCCAAGGUUUCAAGGGAGGCACAGGCACUUCAAGCCGUGUGGUGCCAGGUUUCGAUAGCAAGGGGAAUGAGAAGAGCUAUACAAUUGCGGCACUGGUACAGGCAAACUACGGCCGGAUGCCUCCUUUGAAAAUCACCGGUGUCCCCGUAGGAAGGAUUCUUGCGGCGGAAGCCUUGAAGAGCAAGGAGGCAGCAAAAGCCAAGGCCGAAUAUGAUGCCGCCAAAGAUACCAAGGAUGGCAGUAUCAUCAUCGUCCUCGCCACGGAUGCUCCGUUAAGCGCCAUUCAACUCCAACGCCUGGCAAAACGCGCUACAGGCGGCCUGUCUCGCGUUGGUGGCUACGGGCACAAUCCUAGCGGCGACAUAUUCAUCGCAUUCAGCACGGGAAAUAAGAUUCCAGUGCAAACCGUGGGCUCUAAUCAUCGAUCUGUUGAUCCGUUCAAGGCUAAUACCUUGGUAACGGAGUCGAUCGAUGACACAACUAUAAAUGCCUUACUCGAAGCUGCCGCCGAUUCUACUGAAGAGGCGAUAUACAACACCCUUUGUAUGGCAGAAAGCAUAACAGGGUUCAAGGGCAAUCAUGUGGACGCACUGCCUCUGGAUAAAGUUAAAAGUAUUCUAGAGAGACACAUUGCCUUGGAACAAGCUAUUCAGGCAGAGAUGUAACAGAAUUAAGCCGCAAGGAUCCAUUAUUGGUGCUGAGGUUCAAAAAAUAUAUAUAUCUUUAACCCACUUACAAAUAAGCUCAAAUCAUCCACAU
This is a messenger RNA of Trichoderma asperellum CBS 433.97, 1536 nucleotides long. RefSeq lists its product as uncharacterized. Lineage: Eukaryota; Fungi; Ascomycota; Sordariomycetes; Hypocreales; Hypocreaceae. Gene Ontology annotation, molecular function: aminopeptidase activity. The record is from RefSeq and is a predicted model, not a curated record.